Molecule: messenger RNA, 1550 nt
Organism: Cornus florida
Lineage: Eukaryota; Viridiplantae; Streptophyta; Magnoliopsida; Cornales; Cornaceae
Exons: 10
Coding region: 87-1310 (407 amino acids)
Biological process (GO): cytoplasmic translational initiation
Cellular component (GO): eukaryotic translation initiation factor 3 complex; cytoplasm
Molecular function (GO): translation initiation factor activity
Source: RefSeq, a predicted model, not a curated record
CUCAUUUUAGGGUUUUUCAGUUAGAGUUGGUACCAGUUUCUCUCUACUGCGCAUCUAGUUUUUCAAUUCUUUGAGAUUCAUAGAAGAUGACAACGGUGGUACCCACAUCGGAGGAAGAUCCUGCUCUCGCCGUCGUCCGCUUUACUUCCCAGGUUUCCUGGGCCGACGCCGGUCCCGAGGUUGCAGAGCAACAAGUGUCUAGGUUAUGUAUGGAGGCUGAGGAAUGCAUGGUGAUGGGCAGAUGGUUGGAUUUGGCGUCGCUUAUGCUCACACCAGUGGACGUCAUAUUUUCUAAAGUAUCAGAAAAAGAUCUUGAGUGCAUCUUCACUGUUAUUUGUAAUCUUGUGACUAAGCCUGAAAGUCCGGAUGAAUCAUUGGAGAUGGCGAAACUUAUAGCCACAAAAAUCACACAACCAAAUGAUAAGCCUGCACUGCGCUUGAAGAUCAUGUUCAAUCUGUACAAUUUACUGGAGAACCCAUACAGCCAGUUCUUUGUUUACAUGAAGGCCCUUAAUUUGGCAGUCAGCGGGAAGGUCACUGAACACAUUAUUCCUUCUUUUAAAAAGAUGGAUAAUUUCUUGAGGGAAUGGAAUAUUGGAAUCCAGGACCAGAGAGAGCUCUUUCUCACCAUAUCUGAUGUUUUGAAAGAAAAUAAAAGCUCAGCAAAGGAUUCUUUCAAAUUCCUGACGAAAUAUCUUAUAACUUUUUCUGGUGAAGAAGCAUCUAAUGCCAAAGAAGAAGCUGUGCGUGCUAUUAUUGAAUUUGUGAAGACACCUGACAUGUUUCAGUGUGAUUUGCUUGAUAUGCCCGCUGUAGCACAAUUGGAGAAGGAUGCUAAAUAUGCACUGGUAUAUCAGCUUCUGAAGAUUUUUCUAUCUGAGAGGCUGGACGCAUAUCUAGAUUUUCAUGCAGCAAAUUCUACUUUGCUGAAAAGCUAUGGUCUUGUCCAUGAAGACUGUAUGGCGAAGAUGAGGUUGAUGUCAUUGGUUGAUCUUGGUUCUGCAGAAUCUGGCCAAAUUCCUUAUUCUCUAAUCAAGGACACACUUCGGAUCAAUGAUGACGAGGUGGAAUUUUGGGUGGUUAAGGCUAUAACAACAAAGUUGCUUGAAUGUAAGAUGGAUCAGUUAAAUCAGAUUUUAAUUAUAAGCCGCUGCACUGAGCGCAUGUUUGGGCAGAAUCAGUGGCAAACCCUUCGAACAAAGCUAGCAACAUGGAGGACUAAUAUUGCGAAUGUCAUUAGUACCAUCCAAGCUAACAAGAUAACUGAAGAUGGCACACAAGCUGCUGUGCAAGGGUUGACGAUACGUUGAGAAUUUUGACUUCCAACCAUCAUUUCAUCUAGAAAAAAGUCUUCAGUUUUGAGUUUUGAUUGUUUCAGUUCGAUCCGAUUUCAUACAUCUUGAGGUUUUGAUAGUGACAGGUCAUUUUAGUCUGUAAUUGUUUUUCCGUUUUAGUUCCGCCUUAAUUUUAUCUACAUGGAUGAAAUGGAUCAUCAGCAGAGACUCAUGUAUUGCUUCUCAGUUUUAAAUUCUGACUUGCUCUUCCUAAAA